This is a messenger RNA of Rosa chinensis, 762 nucleotides long. RefSeq lists its product as uncharacterized. Gene Ontology annotation, cellular component: mitochondrial inner membrane. Gene Ontology annotation, biological process: mitochondrial ADP transmembrane transport; mitochondrial ATP transmembrane transport; proton transmembrane transport. Bases 1 to 762 code for a protein of 253 amino acids. The transcript has a single exon. The record is from RefSeq and is a predicted model, not a curated record. Gene Ontology annotation, molecular function: ATP:ADP antiporter activity; diphosphate hydrolysis-driven proton transmembrane transporter activity; inorganic diphosphate phosphatase activity. Lineage: Eukaryota; Viridiplantae; Streptophyta; Magnoliopsida; Rosales; Rosaceae.
AUGGUUGUUGGCUGUUGUAAAGAAAUUGUUCACACUUGGUUGUCAAAAUUUCCAGCAGUUCAAUUUUGCAGUUUAAGCGAUGAUGCAUUUGGAGAUAUUGCUGGUAUGGAAUCUGAUCUUUUCAGUUCAUAUGCUGAAUCAUUUUGUGCUGCUCUAGUUGUUGCUUCCAUUUCCUCAUUUGUAAUCCACCAUAAGUUCACCGCCAUGCUGUACCCCCUCCGUGUUAGUUCUAUGGGCAUAAAUGAUGUUUGGUCGCAAUAUGUUGAUGGCGCCAUAGUGACUACAGCACAACUGGAAUCAAUCUCUGAGAACCAAGGGAAUGGAGUCGUAAUUGAGAAAAUGGAGAGCUCCAAUCUCCUAUUUAAGGAACUGGAUGUUACUGACAGGAACAUAAUUACUCAUCUUUCAAAAGACUCUGAGCUCCCACGCAAAGUUGAAGACACGGAUUGUUAUUGGAAAUGGUUUGCUAGUAACUUGGCCUCAGGAGGUGCUUCUUCUCUUCUCUUUGUCUACUCCUUGUACUAUGCUUGUACCCAUUUGGCUCGUGAUUCUAAGGCUACAAAGAAGGGAGGAGAACGACAAUUCAAUGGUCUGGUUGAUGUCUGUAGGAAGACAUUGAAAUCUGAUGGUAUUGCAGGUCUAUAUCAUGGAUCCAUUAUAUCAUGUGUUGAAGCAAUUAUGGUGAUUAAAGCAAUGCCAGAGAGAAGACUGGUUUCUCCUGAAGUCCUAGGGGUUCACUUUCUUUUUCUUACAUGUUUUUAA